This is a messenger RNA of Xenia sp. Carnegie-2017, 1482 nucleotides long. RefSeq lists its product as uncharacterized. Lineage: Eukaryota; Metazoa; Cnidaria; Anthozoa; Malacalcyonacea; Xeniidae. The record is from RefSeq and is a predicted model, not a curated record. The transcript has 2 exons. The coding region runs from base 1 to 1482 and encodes 493 amino acids.
AUGCUGGAAAGAUUUGCUCAGCACUUCGACCAGUUGUUAAAUCUGCCUGGAAACGUGGAUAGUGCUGCUCUUGCGAGCAUCACCCAACGUCCAACAGUCCACGUACUGGAUGAGCCCCCAAAGAUGGAUGAACUUCUGAAGGCGAUCGCAGCAACUAAGGAAAGCAAAGCUCCUGGAUGUUGUGGGAUACCUGCAGAAGUAUGGAAGUAUGGUGGUACAACACUCAAAGAGAGGUUGCUAGAUGUGAUCGGAGAUAUCUGGAUAGGAGAGAAGAUUCCACAAGAUUGGAAGGACGCGAAUAUAGUCCCUAUAUUCAAGAAAGGCAGUCGUAAAGAGUGCGGCAACUAUCGCGGCAUUUUCUACUCUCAAUCGCUGGGAAGGCGGCUUGUGGGCAGUACUGAAAAGUUUGGCUGUACUGAUAAGAUUAUCAAUCUCGUGAAAGCGUUUCACGAAGGAAUGCAAGCUAAAGUCACUCGUGGGAGCGACUGCUCUGAGGGAUUCGCUGUCUCAACAGGUGUAAAGCAAGGGUGUGUGCUGGCUCCGACACUGUUCUCAUUCUACCUGGCUGCCAUGCUGGAGGUUGCCUUCGAGGACACAAGGGAAGGUAUCUACAUCCAGACUAGACAUGAUGGGAACCUAUUCAACGCCUCACACUUCAAAGCUAAGACACGCACAACACGUCAGCUUGUCAGAGAUAUGCUUUUUGCAGACGACUGUGCUCUGGUUGCUCACAGUGCAGCAGAGAUGCAGGCAUUGGUGGACAAAUUUGCACAAGCUGCCGCUAUGUUUAGCCUCAAGAUAAACAUCAAAAAGACUGAGUGCCUCUACCAGCCAGUAAAGCUUCUACUCCCUCCCCCAAAACCCUGUGCAAUCACCAUUGACGGACAGCCUCUUGUCCAGACCACAGACUUCAACUACCUGGGUAGUACAAUCUCCAGCAAUGCUAAGAUUGAAAAGGAGCUGAGGAACAGAAUGGGAAGGGCGAGUGCAGCGUUCAGUCAACUAAACGAUCGGCUAUGGCAAAAUAAGCAUGUCUCGACCAGAGUUAAAGCCAAGGUCUAUCAGGCGGUGGUGCUGACAACACUCCUUUAUGGAGCAGAGGCAUGGACAAUCUACAGGCUUCAAGUAAAGAAACUGAGUGCGUAUAUGAUGAGACAUUUGCGGGACAUUCUGAAGAUAUCAUGGCGGGACAAGAUUGCAAAUGCUAAGAUUCUCCGUCUGACUGACCUGCCACACAUGGCUGACAUGCUGAUUCAAAAGAAUUUAAGAUGGAUUAGUCAUGUCCAUCGUAUGGAGAGAUCUCGUUUACCACGCCAGCUAUUGUACAGCCAACUAGUAGAAGGGAAACGAAACCAAGGCCGACCUCGACUCAGACUCAAAGAUGUCAUGAAACGAAAUCUAAAGAGGAGAGACAUCAACGUGACAACCUGGAAGCAAUUGGCUGAUAACAGACCGGCCUGGAGAGCUUCAAUCCAACCAUAG